AUGGCGUUCCGCACAGGCAACGAUGCCAUCUGGUGCCAAGCGUUUUCCCUUUCCCCGGAGGGGGUGGCGCUAGAAUGGUUCAAUUCACUUCCUCCCAACUCUAUCAAGAAUUUCGGGGGAUUGCAACGUAUGUUUAAUCGACAGUUUGCGAGUAGUAGUACUCAGGACUUGACCAUCUUCGAGUUGGUGAACCUAAGGCAAGGGAAAGAGGAAACUUUGAAAACAUUCAUGGAUCGUUACCAGAAAAUCGUACGGCGGGUAAAGGGGCUAAGCCCUGAACUCACCCUCCAAUAUGUUCUACUCGCCCUCAAGUUAGGGCUUUUUAAGGAUAGUGAGGGCCAGGAGAUCAAAGGAGAUAAGACAGACGGGAAGAAGUUGGAUGGUCAACCCAGAAAGCCUGGAGGGUUCAAGCAGAGGGAACAACCUAGGGGACCACGAUUUCAGCAGUAUACCCCACUGAACGCCCCUCGAGCAAGAUUAUUGCAGGAGGCCUUGAACGCUGACUUAAUCCGCGAACCAAAGGGACGACCCAUGCCGCCUAGGACGGAAGACAACAAACACUAUUCAUACUACAAAAACAUGGGUCACACCACGGAGGAGUGCGUGACCCUAAAGGACAAGAUUGAAGAAUUGAUCCAAGCAGGACAGUUAAAGAAAUACGUGAAGGUUGACCGUCCUGGGGAACCAUUACAGCAACCGCGAAGUCCCCGGCGGGCGAGUCCACAAAGGCCGGAGAGGUGUGAAAGAUCGAGGCAUACAAACCACUAUCGGUCCGAAAGGCGGCGAAGCCAGAGUCGUAGUAGGAGCCACGACCGCCCCUUACGGGGGCACAUUAACACGAUAUCUGGAGGAUUUGCGGGUGGGUUUUCAUCAUCGUCCGCUCGAAAACGACAUGUGCGAGCCUUACGAUCCGUCCACGCGGUGGACAUGCCACGAAGAACAAUGUUGCCCAUAACCUUCUUGGGCAAGGAUUUUCUCGUCCCCGACCCCGACUAA
This is a messenger RNA of Vigna umbellata (rice bean), 996 nucleotides long. RefSeq lists its product as uncharacterized. NCBI's taxonomy places the organism in Eukaryota, Viridiplantae, Streptophyta, Magnoliopsida, Fabales, Fabaceae. The record is from RefSeq and is a predicted model, not a curated record.